UCACGAGAAAGCAAAAGAUCUGUAUGCAAGACUUAGGCAAAAUUCAAAAGAACAAACUUACCAUGACAGUACAGACAUGCAGAGAGUUGUAGUUCAGUGUUUUACUAAAUACCAACAAUUAACAAAGGGAUUAGCACCAAAUCUCAGUCAAAUCAUGCAGUUUAGAUUAGAAGUGAUGUCAGUAAAACCGCAGAUUGAAGCGAUGAUAAUGGAAUUAAAAAGUGCUAUUUCACAGUUGUUGAGUGCCCAACAAAAAAGACAAAAUGACAUUUGGACACUUGUACGAGUUGCAGGUUUGAAAAUGCAGACUCCUCCACACCAAGGCCAUCCACGAGCUGAAUUAACACCUGGAUUGAAAAAUUCUCCUUUUUCAACUGUAUCACCAUUACGUACACCGGCUCCAUCGCUACCAGGUUCUAGUAUGGUAUUGUCUUCACUCAUGGCUGAAAAUGAUAAUGAAGCAUCCAUGCUGGCUUUAAGUGAGAAUGCAGAAACCAGAAAUAGGUUUAGCAGUGAAUUGAACUCCCUGAAGUCUGAAUCUGAUAAUGCACUGAAACAGACCAAAACCAUGGAUUGGACAUUUCUUGAAGGACAGGAUCACAAAAUUUGAACUUUAUCAAUCAUAAAAAAAUAACUAUGUUUAAUUGUGCUAUAAAUAUCAGUCAAUGGGAUAAAAUUUGUAAUGCUUGCGUGCAUAUUGCUGAUAUUAUUAUUGUUGAUGAAAUCAUGGAUACAUCAUGUGAUGUAAAAACCGAACUUUAUCUGUUAUGUUAAUGUAUGCAUAAUAGUUACAUGGUGCUAAUGAUAUUUUCUUGUUUAGCGCCUACCCAUGAUUCAAUGUGAUUGUCAGAGGAACACCAUGUGUAAUCAGCAAGAUGACAAUGGUUGAGAGAUCACUACUUAUAUUUCGCUGUGUGUCACAGCAUGUGAGAUGCUUAUGAAUGAAUAUCAUAUAUACCGCAAUAUCUAUCAAUUUGUAAACUUUUAACACCACUCCUGUCCUGCUCUAUUACAUGCUAUUUUACUAAUACAGCACAAGUAUAUGAAAUUAGUGUGCAACAAGACAGCCAGAUAUUUUCGCUAAGAGCUCAAAAAUCCUUUUACCAUAGGAUAUUAGCAUUAUUCUUAGACAUUCAAUGUUAAUCAUCAAAAUUACAGUAGCAGUGUACAAUGUGUUAUCACAGUUUAAGUCAUGAAUACAUGUACAGGUAAUACGUGUUAUGUUAGUAUUCAAAAGUCAGGAUUAUUUACAACCACUAUUUCUAAAGAAUUUGAGCAGCAGCAUAAGAAGACAGUCAUUCUCCACGAUCUUGUGCCCAUUCAGACAUGUUAUUUUGAAACUGACAUAGUGUGGAAACCAGUGACAAGUUUUAGAGACUUGUAAAUAAGUCAGUAUCAGAUACCAAUGUUUCAACAUGUCCAGUGUAUGAUUUGGGAUUAUGUUGAUGCAUUUAAUCUUAUGUACAGUUAUACAUUGAAUUGUGUUAUAUAUUGUUGUUAUAUAUAUUAUGUAUAUACAUUGUUGUCAACGCUAGUAUUGAGAUUUCACUCAUUAAUUUAAUGUCUCUGUCAAUGUUAUCUAUAUAUAUAUAUAUAUAUAUAGCAGUAAUUUGAAAACGUAAUGUAUAUGUUCUGGAUCAAUGUGACAAUCGCUGUAUUGAUCUACUUUGUUCAUGAACAGA
This is a messenger RNA of Saccoglossus kowalevskii, 1682 nucleotides long. Its product is annotated as inhibitor of nuclear factor kappa-B kinase subunit alpha-like. NCBI's taxonomy places the organism in Eukaryota, Metazoa, Hemichordata, Enteropneusta, Harrimaniidae. Gene Ontology annotation, biological process: tumor necrosis factor-mediated signaling pathway; peptidyl-serine phosphorylation; positive regulation of transcription by RNA polymerase II. Gene Ontology annotation, cellular component: IkappaB kinase complex; cytoplasm. The record is from RefSeq and is a predicted model, not a curated record. Gene Ontology annotation, molecular function: IkappaB kinase activity; ATP binding.